Opisthorchis viverrini is the source of this 237-nucleotide messenger RNA. RefSeq lists its product as hypothetical. NCBI's taxonomy places the organism in Eukaryota, Metazoa, Platyhelminthes, Trematoda, Opisthorchiida, Opisthorchiidae. The record is from RefSeq and is a predicted model, not a curated record. The transcript is spliced from 2 exons. The coding region runs from base 1 to 237 and encodes 78 amino acids.
AUGUAUGUACACUAUUCAAUGCAAGACUCACGAGAAAGGCCCGCAAAACGCGGAAUAAACUUAAAGGUCGUACGCUUUUACUCCAUGGCCAGUUGUCAUGGCCUCAAUUCUUCCAGCUGCACUUACCUCUCGGAUCCUGUUGGUGACCUCAGGCACCACGAGUUGUACAUUUUCGGAACAACAUUCCAGGCCUGCUUACGAAACCUUCUGUAUAUCACAGACAGAGGCUGUCAGUAA